UUCAGUUGGCUUUCUGCAGCGAUUCGUGCUGCAAGCGUGCGGUCGGUUCGGUAUAACAACAUUCAGGCAACGGAGAAGGGAUUAAAAGGAUAACCAAGAACUGUUUUGUGGAUUUACAAUUCUUACAGAGCAAAGCUGAUAGACUAUAAUAUCCUGUGAGUGUCCUACGGAGUGAAUCAAUAUGUAUUUGCCGUACUCGCAAUUGCCGGAUCCGACGGAUAAAUUCGAGAUCUACGAGGAGAUUGCACAGGGUGUCAAUGCCAAGGUCUUUCGAGCCAAAGAGCUGGACAAUGAUCGCAUUGUAGCAUUGAAAAUACAGCAUUACGAUGAAGAUCAUCAGGUGUCCAUCGAGGAGGAGUAUCGCACGUUGCGCGACUAUUGCGCACAUCCCAAUCUGCCCGAAUUCUAUGGCGUCUACAAGCUAUCGAAGCCCAAUGGACCCGACGAGAUCUGGUUUGUCAUGGAGUACUGCUCUGGCGGCACUGCCGUGGACAUGGUCAAUCGACUAUUAAAGCUAGAUCGGCGCAUGCGAGAGGAGCACAUCGCCUACAUUAUUCGCGAGAUUUGUCGUGCUGCCAUUGAGUUGAAUCGCAAUCAUGUGCUGCAUCGUGACAUACGCGGCGAUAACAUACUGCUGACUAAGAAUGGACGCGUCAAGCUCUGCGACUUUGGACUCUCACGGCAGGUGGACUCGACGCUGGGCAAGCGAGGCACCUGCAUUGGUUCACCCUGUUGGAUGGCACCCGAGGUGGUGGCCGCCAUGGAGUCCCGUGAACCGGACAUUACGGUGCGCGCCGAUGUCUGGGCCUUAGGUAUAACCACCAUUGAGCUGGCCGAUGGCAAACCCCCGUUUGCGGACAUGCAUCCGACAAGAGCCAUGUUCGCCAUUGUGCGCAAUCCGCCGCCCACUUUGACACGCCCCACAAACUGGUCGCAGCAGAUCAAUGACUUUAUUUCCGAGUGCCUGGAGAAGAAUGCCGAGAAUCGUCCGAUGAUGGUGGAAAUGGUGGAACAUCCCUUCCUCACCGAACUCAUUGAGAACGAAGACGAAAUGCGUUCGGAUUUGUCUGAAAUGCUGGAGUUGGCUCGGGAUGUGAAGACGCUGUACAAGGAGCCCGAAUUGUUUGUGGAUCGCGGCUACAUUAAACGCUUCGAGGAGAAACCGGAACGCAUGUAUCCCGAGGAUUUGGCAGCGCUGGAGAAUCCAGUCGAUGAGAGUGUGCUCGACUCGCUGCGCAAUCGCAUGGAGAUGGGCGAAUCGUAUAGCUUUAUUGGUGACAUUUUGCUCUCGCUCAACUCCAACGAGAUCAAGGAGGAGUUUAGCUCUGAGUUUCAUGACAAGUACAGAUUCAAAUCGCGUUCAGAGAACCAGCCGCACAUCUUUUCAGUGGCAGACAUUGCCUACCAGGACAUGCUGCAUCAUCGCGAGCCACAGCAUGUCGUCUUCUCCGGCGAGAGCUAUGCUGGCAAAUCGACCAAUGCCCGAUUACUGAUCAAGCAUCUGUGCUAUCUGGGCGAUGGCAAUCGUGGCGCCACCGGACGAGUCGAGAGCUCCAUUAAGGCCAUCCUGAUGUUGGUAAACGCCGGCACACCAGUCAACAACGACUCCACACGCUGUGUGCUGCAGUAUUGUCUGACCUUUGGCAAGACGGGCAAGAUGAGCGGCGCCGUCUUCAAUAUGUACAUGCUGGAAAAGCUGCGCGUGGCCACCACCGAUGGCAGUCAGCAUAAUUUCCACAUUUUUUACUACUUCUAUGACUUCAUCAAUCAGCAGAAUCAACUGAAGGAAUACAAUCUGAAGACGGAUCGCAAUUAUCGCUAUCUGCGUAUUCCUCCAGAUGUGCCACCAUCCAAACUCAAGUAUCGUCGCGAUGAUCCCGAAGGCAAUGUGGAGCGUUUCAGGGAGUUUGAGAACAUAUUACGCGAUCUGGACUUUAAUCACAAGCAAUUAGAAACGGUCCGCAAAGUUCUCUCGGCCAUUCUCAAUAUUGGCAACAUUCGCUUCCGUCAAUCAGGCAAAUAUGCCGAGGUCGAGAACACGGAUAUUGUAUCGCGUAUUGCGGAUUUGUUGCGCGUGGAUGAAAAGAAAUUCAUGUGGUCACUGACCAACUUCAUCAUGGUCAAGGGCGGCAUUGCCGAGCGACGUCAGUACACCACCGAGGAGGCUAGAGAUGCUCGCGAUGCGGUGGCGUCGACCAUUUAUUCGCGUCUCGUUGACUUUAUCAUCAAUCGCAUCAACAUGAACAUGUCCUUCCCACGCGCCGUCUUUGGCGACACCAAUGCCAUUAUUGUCCAUGACAUGUAUGGCUUCGAGUGCUUCCAUCGCAAUGGGCUCGAGCAGUUGAUCAUCAAUACGCUGAAUGAACAGAUGCAGUAUCAUUAUAAUCAACGCAUCUUCAUCAGCGAAAUGCUUGAAAUGGAAGCGGAGGAUAUUGAUACCAUCAAUCUCAAUUUUUACGACAACAAGACGGCGCUCGACAAUCUGCUGACCAAGCCCGAUGGGCUCUUUUACAUUAUUGACGAUGCGUCGCGUUCCUGCCAGGAUCAGGACUUGAUUAUGGAUCGCGUGUCGGAAAAGCACAGCCAGUUUGUGAAGAAGCACACUGCCACGGAGAUAUCGGUGGCCCAUUAUACGGGCCGCAUCAUCUAUGAUACGCGCGCCUUCACCGACAUCAAUCGCGACUUUGUGCCGCCCGAGAUGAUCGAAACGUUCCGCUCCUCGCUGGACGAGAGCAUCAUGCUCAUGUUUACCAAUCAACUGACCAAGGCUGGCAAUCUAACCAUGCCCUUCGAGGCCGUUCAACACAAGGACGAAACUGAACGCAAAUCCUACAACUUGAAUACACUGAGUGCUGGCUGCAUCUCGCAGGUGAAUAAUCUCCGCACCAUGGCCGCCAAUUUCCGUUACACCUGCCUUUCGCUGCUCAAAAUGCUUAGCCAGAAUGCAAAUCUUGGCGUGCAUUUUGUACGCUGCAUUCGCGCUGAUCUGGAGUACAAGCCGCGUGCCUUCCACUCCGAUGUUGUGCAGCAGCAGAUGAAAGCGCUGGGUGUGCUGGACACGGUCAUCGCACGGCAACGUGGCUACUCAACACGGCUUCCCUUCGAGGAGUUCCUGAAGCGAUAUCAGUUCUUAGCCUUUGACUUCGAUGAACCUGUCGAGAUGACUAAGGACAAUUGCCGACUGCUCUUCUUGCGCUUAAAAAUGGAAGGUUGGGCGUUGGGCAAGAACAAGGUCUUUCUACGCUACUACAACGAUGAAUAUCUAGCUAGGCAAUAUGAGCUGCAGGUGAAGAAGGUCAUCAAGGUGCAGUCCAUGAUGCGGGCGCUGCUCGCCCGCAAACGCGUCAAGGGUGGCAAAGUGUUCAAACUGGGCAAAAAAGGACAGGCAGCAGGACAACAUGACGAGGCCGCUUGUAAAAUACAAAAAGCUUUUCGUGGCUUCCGUGAACGCGUACGCUUGCCCCCGCUGGUGAAUGAGAAAUCCGGUCAGCUGAACGAGAACACCGCGGACUUUAUACGUCCCUUUGCCAAGAAGUGGCGUGAGAAGUCCAUCUUCCAGGUGCUUCUGCACUAUCGUGCCGCACGCUUUCAGGAUUUCGUCAAUCUCUCGCAACAGGUUCACAUCUACAAUCAACGCAUGGUCGCUGGCCUCAACAAGUGCACUCGGGCCGUGCCCUUUGAGCGCAUCAAUAUGCGUGAGGUGAACUCCUCUCAGCUGGGACCGCUGCCCGUGCCCAUCAAGAAGAUGCCCUUCCGCCUGGAUCAAAUUCCCUUCUACGAUACACAAUAUAUGGUUGAUCCAGCUAACUCUAUAUCGCGUCAAACAUUCCCCAAUCAUUUGCUGCAGCAGCAAUUCGAGGAGGACGAACCCUGGGACAGUCCAUUACAACGUAAUCCCUCGAUGACGUCGUGUCUGCUCACCUACAAUGCGUAUAAGAAGGAGCAGGCUUGUCAGACCAACUGGGAUCGUAUGGGUGAAAGCGAUAACAUCUACAAUCAAAGCUUCUUUCGCGAUCCACAGCAGCUGAGAAGAAAUCAAAUGCAACGCAAUAUGAAUGCGUACAACAAUGCUUACAACAGCUACAAUAGCAACUAUCAGAGCAACAACAACAAUUGGGGAGUGCAUCGUUCCGGAUCACGUCGCAACUCGCUUAAGGGCUACGCGGCGCCACCGCCGCCACCACCGCCAAUGCCCUCAUCGAACUAUUACAAUCGCAAUAAUCCCAGUCAGCAGCAGCGCAACUAUCAACAACGCUCCUCGUAUCCACCCAGCGAUCCGGUGCGUGAACUGCAAAACAUGGCGCGACAUGAAGGCGAUAGUUCGGAGGAUGCUCCAUUCAAUUUCAAGGCCAUGCUACGUAAGACAAACUAUCCACGCGGCUCCGAGACGAGCACUUAUGAUUUCCACAAUCGCCACGACGCGGACCACGAUCAGCAUCAGCACACAUUCCAGGCGCCGAAGUUGCGUUCCACGGGGCGUCGCUUCGACGAUGAUGAUCAGCAAAACGGUGGCAGUGGUGGCAACUAUGGUGUGGCACGCAACUUUGGCCAGCGGGCACCGCCAUUGCAUCAGAUGCCGGCGAGCGUGGGACGCAGCUUUGAGGAUAACAGCAAUGCACGUUCCUUCGAGGAGGCUGGCUCCUAUGUGGAGGAGGAAAUUGCACCUGGCGUCACACUCUCCGGUUAUGCUGUGGACAUUUAAUGUGCCACAUCGAUAAAAUCGAAUUGUUAUUUGUUGCGGAUCCCACCACAUCAUUAAAGUGCCUUAAACACUAAGUAAUUUAAUCAUACAUAAUCAAUUAGCUUAACAAUUGUAGCGUAAUAAAUUUGAGUUCAGCAAUAAACAAUAGAUGCGAUUUAUUUAAGACGCGGAGAAAGUAAAGUGAAAAUUUACGAGUAAUACAGUUUACAUUAAAUUGCUUUUGGAAAAGA
Molecule: messenger RNA, 4932 nt
Organism: Drosophila sulfurigaster albostrigata
Lineage: Eukaryota; Metazoa; Arthropoda; Insecta; Diptera; Drosophilidae
Gene: ninaC
Product: neither inactivation nor afterpotential protein C
Exons: 14
Coding region: 182-4702 (1506 amino acids)
Biological process (GO): protein phosphorylation
Cellular component (GO): myosin complex
Molecular function (GO): cytoskeletal motor activity; protein tyrosine kinase activity; protein binding
Source: RefSeq, a predicted model, not a curated record